Molecule: messenger RNA, 865 nt
Organism: Sodiomyces alkalinus F11
Lineage: Eukaryota; Fungi; Ascomycota; Sordariomycetes; Glomerellales; Plectosphaerellaceae
Product: translocase SEC61 complex gamma subunit
Exons: 3
Coding region: 157-369 (70 amino acids)
Biological process (GO): post-translational protein targeting to membrane, translocation; protein targeting
Cellular component (GO): membrane; Ssh1 translocon complex
Molecular function (GO): transmembrane protein transporter activity
Source: RefSeq, a predicted model, not a curated record
CGCAUAAUUGACUUGACCUGCUGGCCAUCCAAAUACGAUACCAACCCAACGCCAAUACAAGCCCAUCCAUUGCCCUUCUGGAAUCCUACCUUUCUCGAUACAUUCAACGAUUUAUUUACCUUGUCGUCGAUAAACACCACGUAAUUCCCGAGCACAAUGGCCGACUCCAUCAAGGAAAUCCUCGAGAUCCCCACGGAGUUCGCCCAGGAUGGCAUCCAAUUCAUGAGGAGGUGCACCAAGCCCGAUCGCGCCGAGUACCAAAGGCUGGUACAGGCUGUUGGUGUCGGUUUUCUGGUUAUGGGCGCUGUCGGUUACGUCGUCAGGCUCAUUCACUACCCUGUCAAUAACAUCCUCGUCGGUGGCGCGUAAAGCUGGUGUUGAUACGCGGUUUUGCAUUGAACGGGGCUUCCCCCCACCUGAGAAGGGCAUCACCAUCCCAGAUUACGAAGAAGAAAAAAAACCCCAUUGAACAUACACUACGAGAGGGAUAUUCAUGCGAAGACGGUUUGAGGGCAGCAUGGGGAGGGUGCCUGGGUCAAUUGCAGUGGUCCCGGCAUGGUCUCUCUGAGGGUGCCAAGGAUCACGCCAGGGGGAGAAUGAUGUCCUAUUCCGUGAGAUGGGACUUCGCCCGGCCGGGCUUGGUGUUCCGAGCGAGCGGGUAUCCACGUCAUACCAUUUGGGGAUCUUUUCUGUAUCAAUAGCUCCGGGAAAAGAAGAUCAUUUCCGAGAUUUUUUUUUUUUAAAUCAACUGCUCAGUUUUCCGCGUUGAGCACUCUGUGCGGACACGACUGACUGACUACCUGACUACGUCUCGGAACAGGUCAGGAUUCGGCUUUAAAUGUUCGUCCACGCUUCUCCCCAUCCU